AUGAAUUCCUAUGGACUGAAUGACUACAGCAAAUAUCAGCACAACCCCGAGCAGGUGAAGCAAUCGCUUGCCUACAUAACAUCGAAGGCGUCCGAGGUGAAAACGAUGAUCGAGGAGCUGCUCUACUUGUUGGAUCUUCAGGAAAACGCGCCCUGGCUAGACAUGUUGGAGAAAUACUCCGCCAUUGCCGCUAAUAUGUCCCAAUUACAAGCUUCAUUUCGCAAAUCGGGCAUCUCGGGAAUUCAAGAAGACAAUGGGAAAGUGAUGCGAUCGAAUGUCAUCGUGCCUCAAUUGUUGACUAUGGAAGUGAAUCCGGAAUUGCAGAAACUGACAGAGGGACGUGUACAUUCUUGGAAUCACGAAGUUGUGCCUGUAUCUCUACGCACAAAGCCCGACCCGUCAAUUGAGCGAGAAGAAAUGAUACUAGAUAAUGAACGACAAAACAAAGCCUCCGACAACAUUAUCAAACAGGUGUCGGCUAUGAAUAAACACGCUGAAUCGCUGAUGAUGCAACUACAGACGCUAGAACGAACUUCUGAGGAUUCUGCGGAUUUCAAGCCAACUUAUUCGGAUGAGGAUACAAUUUGUUUGGUGAAAGCGAUCAUGACAGGUGAAGGCAUUCGGGUUGCUCCAAAGCCACAACAGCCGUCACAAGGACAACAACAGCCGGGUGUGGCUCCAAUUUCUUCAAUGCAACCCGGUCCUCUGCAAGGACUUUCCGGUCCAUCGAUGCGAAGA
Messenger RNA from Mesorhabditis belari, 738 nucleotides. Lineage: Eukaryota; Metazoa; Nematoda; Chromadorea; Rhabditida; Rhabditidae. The record is from the annotation of a GenBank genome assembly.